CCAUGGCCUUGGCGAAGAGGACCCGAUCCGGACCCGCCGCCCUCCUCUGCUGCAUCGGGGCGCUCAUCAGCCAGGCCCACGCCAAGGUCCCCCCCACCACCUCCGAGCCCCCGGAGACCUCCCUGCCUUCCGCAGCCGCCAUCCUGCCGGUGAACUACCGGCUCUCCAACACCCGCCUGGCCUUCUUCCUGAAAGAGAUGCGGCCGGUGCCCAGCGGGAACGGCAGCUCCGGCUUGACGCGCUCCGAGCCCUUCGUCGUGUUCCAGACCAAGGAGCUGCCGGUCCUGAACGUCUCCCUGGGGCCUUUCAGCUUGGGCCUCCCGCUGCCCAAAGAGCUCCUGCAGCCCUCGAGCACCCUGGAGAUCCCCGAGCGCCUGACGGUGAACUGGAAAGUGCGAGCUUUCAUCGUCCGCACCCGGGUGCUCUCCAGCCAGCCCACGGCCCAGGUGCUCUUCUACGUGGCCGGGCGGGACUGGGACGACUUUGACGUGACCGAGCGGCUGCCCUGCGUGCGGCUCCACGCCUUCCGGGAAGCCCGAGAGCUCCGGGCCUCCUGCCGGCUGCGGGGCAGCCUGGCCACGUGCCUCGCCCAGGCCGAGCUGCCCCAGGCCUGGUUCGGGCCUUCCGCCGUCCCUCUGGGUCGCAGGAAAGUUGCGGACGGGCUUGACCCGGCGGGGGACGUCCAGCAGGUGGAGCUGUAUUACACUCUGCACGCGCCCGACGGGAUGGGGGACUGCGGGAGCGAGCAGGGGCCGCGGAGGGGCGGGGCCGGGGCCAGGACUGAGGGCCCUACGCAGCACCCUCUCCUGCGCAUCGGCAGCUUGAGGCUGGUCCAGCCGCCGCCCUCCCAGCCUCUGCAAGAGCAGCGCCUGGAUGACAACGUCUUCAUCCACCUUCCGGAGAAGCCCCUCAAGCCGGGCGAGGUGCUCAGUAUCAUCCUUUACCUGAUGGGCAAUUCGACAGUGGAGCAUUUUACACUCAGGGUGAAGGCCAAGAAAGGGGUCAACUUGCUCAACACGAGAACCAGGAACCCCCAGUGGCUGGUGAAUUCGGAGCUGCAAACCGGGAGCAAACACUCCACCGCGACGGUCGACGUGGCCUGGAUCGGGGGCACCUUUCCCAGGGAGGAAGGCACUUCCUAUGAGGUCAUGCAGCUGGACUUUGAAAUGGAGAACUUCACCAGCCAGUCGGUGACCCGGCGAAUCAUGUGGCACAUCGAUUAUCGAGGCCGCAACCCACCGCCUGACCUGGACAGGGCUGUGACGGAGCUGACAGUAAUCCAAAGGGACAUCCACGCCAUCCUUCCUUUGGCAAUGGAUACAGAGAUUAUCAACACAGCCAUCCUGACUGGUCGGACGGUGGCCAUCCCGGUGAAGGUCAUUGCCAUUGAGAUGACCGGCAUCAUCAUGGACAUUUCCACUGAUGUGGAGUGCAAGUCUAGCAAUGAAGAUAUCAUCAAGGUCUCCAGCAGCUGCGACUAUGUCUUUGUGAGCGGCAAAGAGUCGAGGGGUUCCAUGAAUGCGGGGGUCUCCUUCAGCUAUGACCACCUCAGCGCUCUCCUGGAGAUGACCGUCUGGGUCCCCAAGCUCCCCCUUCACAUCGAACUCUCGGACUCGCGGCUCAGCCAAGUGAAGGGCUGGCGCGUUCCCAUCCUGCCCGACCGGAGGUCAGCACGGGAGAGUGACGACGAGGAGGAGGAAGACGAACGUCGGCAGAGCCGGGGCUGUACCCUCCAGUACCAGCACGCCACCCUGCAAGUGUUUACCCAGUUCCACACCACCUCCUCAGAGGGCACUGACCAGGUGGUCACCAUGCUGGGCCCCGAGUGGAUGGUCGAGGUCACGGACCUGGUGAGCGACUUCAUGAGGAUAGAGGACCCCCGGGUGGCCCACAUGGUGGACAGCCACACGUUGGCUGGACGAGAGCCUGGUACCACCCUCUUCAAGGUAGCCUCACCCCUCAUGGAGGCAGUCCUUGGAGAGACCCUGGUGACGGUGGCUGACGAGAAGAUCACCAUCACUGAGCUGAAGGCCCAGGUGGUCUCCAACCUUUCCCUUUCGCUGCACCCCAGUCCCGGGAAUAGCCAUACCAUUGUGGCCAAGACAACAGCUCAACAGACGCUCAACUUCUCUAAGCAGGAGGCCUUGCUGAGUCUUUGGGUGUCGUACAGCGACGGUACUACAGCUCCCCUCUCCUUGUACGACCCAAAGGACUACACGUUGCUCGUGAGCAGCCAGGACAGGUCAGUGGUGUCCGUGAUGCCAGACCGGGCCUUCCCGGUCGUGGUGGCAGAAGGCGAGGGGUCCGGCGAGCUGGUGAAGGCCGAGCUGAUGAUCUGCGAGAGUUGCCAGAAAACCAAGCGCAAGAGUGUGCUGGCCACCGCCAUGGCCAGCGUCCGCGUGCAUUUCAACUCGGAGGAGGAGCCCACCUACGACUAUGAGCCCGUCCAAACGCCCAGCAAGCCUGGACGGGAGAAGGCUGCUCCGGGAACCACGCCGAGGUUGGAGGGGGAGUGGCCGCUGGUACCCAGUCAGGAGAGUCGGGCACCCAGUGUUAUUAUCCCCACCGAGGAGUUUCCAACCAUCCCUACCGGCUACGUACAGGUGACGCGGGGCCUAACAGACCUGGAGAUAGGCAUGUACGCCCUCCUUGGCGUCUUCUGUCUAGCCAUUCUCGUCUUCCUCAUCAACUGUAUAGUCUUUGUACUGAAGUACCGGCACAAGCGGAUCCCGCCGGAAGGACAAACCAACAUGGACCAUUCCCACCACUGGGUCUUCUUGGGCAACGGGCAGCCGUUGCGGGCCCAGAAUGAUCUUUCUCCUCAGCCCGAGAGCCCAGGCAACCCGCUGGAGAACGUCCAGACAUGUUGCCACGGCGACCACCACAGCAGCGGCUCCUCACAAACCAGCGUGCAGAGCCAAGUGCAUGGGCGGGGGGACGGCUCCUCGGGGGGCUCCACCAGGGACCAGAGCGAGGACCCGCUCAACUCGCCCACCUCCAAGCGCAAGCGGGUCAAGUUCACGACUUUUGCCACCAUGCCUUCCGAGGAGCUGGCCUAUAACUCUAUCCCCAUAGCUGACGAGGAGGACCUGGAGUGGGUUUGUCAAGACAUGGGCCUCCAAGACCCCGAGGAACUGCACAACUACAUCCAUAGGAUCAAAGAGAUUGCAUAAUGGGUCGGACCCCC
Molecule: messenger RNA, 3187 nt
Organism: Euleptes europaea (tarantolino)
Lineage: Eukaryota; Metazoa; Chordata; Lepidosauria; Squamata; Sphaerodactylidae
Gene: TMEM132E
Product: transmembrane protein 132E
Exons: 9
Coding region: 3-3173 (1056 amino acids)
Source: RefSeq, a predicted model, not a curated record